GGUUUGCUUUGGACGCGAUUUGCAUUUAGUUGUAAUGUUUUGUUAAUAAUAAAUAUGAUUUGAAUUGCGAUAGAAAUGAGUGUCAAUACAAAUGAGACACUAAUCAUGAAAAGCCAUCGAAAGGACAACAAAAGGCAUUCAUUGAAUGCGUGCGAAGAAGAGGACGACGAAGAGCUGAUUGGAUCCGAUGACGACGAACAGGAAGACCCCAACGACUACGUGAAGGGAGGUUACCAUCCCGUGAAGAUCGGCGACGUCUUCAACAACCGCUAUUGUGUCGCCCGAAAGCUCGGAUGGGGACACUUCUCCACCGUUUGGCUCUCUUGGGAUCUCACCGACCGCCGCUUCGUUGCCCUCAAGUGUGUGAAGAGUGCAUCACAUUAUACGGAGACAGCCGUCGAUGAAAUCAAAUUACUUAAAAGUGUACGGGAAAGCGAUUCAGAGGAUCCCUACGGACACCGUGUGGUGCGGCUCUUGGAUGACUUCAAACUGAGUGGAGUGAACGGCAACCACGUUUGUAUGGUGUUUGAGGUGUUGGGCUGUAAUCUAUUGAAACUCAUUAUCCGAUCUAAUUAUGACGGAAUACCUCUCAUAAACGUUAAGCGAAUCAUAAAACAAGUUUUGCAAGGGUUGGAGUAUUUGCACACCAAAUGUAAGAUAAUUCACACCGAUAUUAAACCCGAGAAUAUUCUACUGACGGUCGACGAGUCGUACGUCCGACGGCUGGCCAAUGAGGCCUAU
This is a messenger RNA of Medioppia subpectinata, 741 nucleotides long. Lineage: Eukaryota; Metazoa; Arthropoda; Arachnida; Sarcoptiformes; Oppiidae. The record is from the annotation of a GenBank genome assembly.